UUUGAACAGUCCACAGACCAUGGACGCCAACGAACUAAUGAGGAAGAUCACUCAUCUGGAAACAGAAGUAACAGAACAUCGAAUGAGAAGCGACGCGUUCAAAACGAACUUCGAUCGUCUAAAAGUCGAGCAUUCCCAACUCAACGAGGAAAACGAACGCCUACAGAAAGAGAUUUCCGAAAGUCGAGAAAUCCAUCGGUCUGGUGAGGAUCGUUUGCAGCAGUUGAUUGCUAGAGAGAGGCGGGAGAAAGAGGUUGCCAUGGCGGAGUGUGAUGAGUUGAGGUCGCAGAUUAUCACUCCUCAUCGACUCGAGCUUAUCAAGCACCAGCUGGUGGAGAACUUGGAGAGAACGUACAAGGAGAGGACGGACAUGGUGGAGCGGGAAUUGGAAGUUUACAAGAGUAAGUUUAACCAGUUGAGAUAUGAUUGCUCGUUCCUGGAGAGUGAAUUGAACAAUCAAGCUAAAGAACAUUCAGCUGUUGUCAGCGACUUGCAAGCAAGACACAAGAUAGAGAUUGAGACAAUGGUGAAGGAAAAACGAGAGUGGUUGGCAAAGAAAGAGGUAGAAAUGCCUCUAGAGAUUCAGAAACUCCGAACACUACAAAGAGAAAACACCCAGCUACAUGCAAGAGUCAAGGGGUUAUUGAGUGAGCUAGAGGAACUGAACGAGCAACGAGAAUCUUACUCACUGCAGGCUGAACAGGUGUCUCACGUUCAAGCGAGAGAGUUGGCUGAUUGUCAGGCUAUGUGUAAAGCAUUAGAGAUUGAGAGAGAGACAGCACAGCUGCAAUGCCAGCGACUUCAAGACCAGGUGAACAAGGGACUAGAGGACCAGGAGAAACUGGCAUCUCGUGUACACGAACUUGAGAAAGAUAAUCUGUCACUAAAGAGUCGGCUGGACGAAGCUGAUCACAGUCAUCGUGUGGAACAGAGCAAUCUAAAGUUGAGCUUGCUGCAGAGUCGUGGAGAAAUUGAACGAGAAAGAGAUGCUCUGAUGACAGAAGUAGAGUCAAGUAGAACAAAGAUAGAAGUGUUACAGAGAGCAGUAGAUGACAUGACGACAAGAAUAGCAGACAAGGAGAAUGAUGUAAGUCGUCGAGUACAAGUUGCUGUUGAUGAGGAAUUACAACAGUACACAGAACUUGAGCAAGAGAAACUGCAACUGGAAGCUCACGUAGCAGAAAUAGAGAGAGCUCGAGCCGAAGACAUCACAUCACAUCAGUCUGAGCUCGGCCAGCUAGAGGACCGUGUGAGAACUGCAGAGAGUGCAAAGGAGAGUAUUGAAAAAGAGAACAUUCAGUUGAAGUCACAAGUACAACGAGAGAAGAGAAGGGGUGGAGAUCUGGAGGCAGAGCGAGUUCGAUGUCAGGAGCUUCAACAGAAACUGCAACAAUUUCAGACAAAAUACCAAAAUGUUGUAGCCAGCGAGAACGAAUGUCAGUCAAUCAACGACAAGCUGAAGUCAAGACUAGAAUUAAUGAACGAAGAGCUACGGCAGACACACAGUAAUGUGAGACGUCAGGAUGAGGAGAAUGCCAUGGUGGCCGAUAGACAAAAGUUGGCUUGGGAGCAGGAACGUCGUGAGUUGACGAAGAGAAUGGAGGAGUGUGAGCAGCAGAGGUUGGCAAUGAGUGAGAGACUGCAAAAAGCACGGGCUGAUGUGAAGAGGACACAACAACGGUAUCGGAGAAAGAUCGCGCAGGCAAGACAAGACGCCGAGGUGGUUGAGGCAAGGAGUGCUCAACUGGAAGUGGAGAAGAAAGCCGACAAGCAACAACUUGAAGCAGAAAACAACAAGUUGAGAAGACAGUUACGAGAGUUUCAUCGCAAACAGUCAGAAUUUGCGUUUCUGUUGCACAACGGUGCAGAGCAGAGUGGGAUUUUAUCUACAAUGCCAGCCAUUGCCUCCUUUCCUUUAGCAAUGCCCACAGCCUACACUGAUAUUAUUGCACAGGAAAAGAAGAAUCAAAAGGAAUUGGCAGAGGUCCGCGAGCGAAUCGAACGGCUUUCCAGUGCAGCAGACGAUACGAGUCACACUGCUAGCGAAGCAUCUCGUGCAGAGGCCUAGGUCUCACUCAAUGAAUUAGAAACAUUAAGGCUCUGACAUGAAUGAUGUCCAGAAUGUUUUGAAAAUACAUCGGGUUUGUCAAAAUUG
This is a messenger RNA of Corticium candelabrum, 2155 nucleotides long. Its product is annotated as centrosomal protein of 83 kDa-like. Lineage: Eukaryota; Metazoa; Porifera; Homoscleromorpha; Homosclerophorida; Plakinidae. Gene Ontology annotation, biological process: cilium assembly; establishment of centrosome localization. The transcript is spliced from 24 exons. The coding region runs from base 20 to 2068 and encodes 682 amino acids. The record is from RefSeq and is a predicted model, not a curated record. Gene Ontology annotation, cellular component: centrosome; ciliary transition fiber; centriole.